Messenger RNA from Aspergillus bombycis, 1329 nucleotides. Its product is annotated as Zn(II)2Cys6 transcription factor domain-containing protein. The transcript is spliced from 2 exons. Gene Ontology annotation, biological process: regulation of DNA-templated transcription. The record is from RefSeq and is a predicted model, not a curated record. The coding region runs from base 1 to 1329 and encodes 442 amino acids. Lineage: Eukaryota; Fungi; Ascomycota; Eurotiomycetes; Eurotiales; Aspergillaceae. Gene Ontology annotation, molecular function: DNA-binding transcription factor activity, RNA polymerase II-specific; zinc ion binding.
AUGCAGAAAAAAGCUUGCGAUCAAUGUUACAAUAGAAAGAAAAGAUGUUUGAUACACCCGGCUUCCUCCAUAUGCGUCCGAUGUGAGAAAUCAUCUCUUGCCUGCACCGUCUCCCGGCAGCAACUACGUGGAGGGCGCCCGCCGAAACGAGGGCUUCCUGGGGUAGCGAAAGAGUCGCUCGCCGUAUGGGACUAUGCCCUAUCGGAGGGUAGCCCACAGGAGGAAGCUCGGGAGGAACUCCAGCUCGUAAUCAAGUCGAGCUCAGCCAAGGAGCCAGGCGAGCGGUCUCCGGGCUCCACUGAGUCGGGCUUCCCUCAGCACCUAGAGGUUGUGGACUUCUAUCUUCUACAUGAUGUCUAUAUGUUUGGAUUCACGUUUGCAGAGGACUUCCAACGAGCUCUGGAAUACUGCCACCGUCAUUCCCCGGACCUGUUGGAUGAAAUCUUCACUGCUAUCACUAGUGUUCUCUCGUGGGCCCGUUUUGGCUUGCUCACCGCCGAUCAAGUUGAUACUCAUGACGCACUCGCUGUUCUCAUGUUGGGGCAGGCAUUAGCUGCGUUUGAUUCCCUGGUCACAUCCACAGGCGCAAUCUCAAUUCUCCGAUGCUCUUUGUCCCUUGUGCACCCAUGGUAUCCCGAUAUUGCUGGCAACCGAUUUCUAGAAACCAUCGCGAUCGCACCCAUCUUGUGGGACACCGUAUGGUGCUUGCUGCAUCGUCAGGUCCCGGUGAUCCGACCGCUGUUCAACCGUGCCGGAAUCAUUGACCGAGUGGCAGGUCUCUGUACAUCGCUUCUGCCGAUACUGUAUGAUCUGUGUGUCGUUAGCAAGCGCCUGACAAACGAAUCUGCCCAAGAAACGACGCUUGAAGAGGUUGAACACCAGAUCCAGAGCUGGUCCCCCGAUAACACUGGUCUCUGUUUGGACGCGUACAGUGACCUGGAGAUCUUAUCAAUGCGCACACAGGCAAUGAUGUAUCGAACCGCUGGUCUCCUUCUCAUCCAUCGACUCCGGCAUUCACUGACCGUUGAGGAUGCGGCUGCAACUGCCCUUGCCAGUGAUAUUCUUGAAGCUAGAAGUCGAUUCUUUGCGGAUGCUGGAACCAGUGCUAAGUUGCAAAAUACCUCUUUUCCACUGUUCCUUGCCCUUUUAGAAAUUCCUAUCUCGCUAGAAGGCUUCUGGGAGAGCUCGACGUGGCUGCGUACUCGACCAGCCUGUGUGGAUCGUUUGUUUGUCUUGAACCGUUACUACUGGGCUCAACGGCACUCAGGAUUCAAUGGUUCACUCUUUGAGCUGAUAGAAAGCGGACCUGAAUUUGUUCCAAUUCCAUGA